GAAACACAUUGUGAAAAGGAUGAAACAUCCCAAAACUCAUGUGAAAGAAAAUGUUGGAUUCAAAUUUCUGGGCUAAUGAGACACAUCACACUAUCGAUCAGCACAGUUUCUUGUUUUUCUUGGAGUUGGGAAGUGGCAGUUGGUUGGCACCGGACUUCAUUUCUACAUAAAUACCGUUAUACCGAUUUCAGUCUUUCAGGAGGGGCUUCCACCAUUGAAGAAGACAAGCAAGCUCUGCUCGAGUUUGCGAAGAAACUCCCCCACUCCAGGGCUCUUGACUGGGACGAGAACCUCCCGGCUUGCAAGACCUGGACCGGGGUGACCUGCAACCGAGAUGGGUCGAGGGUGACUGGACUCAGGCUGCCCGGGAUUGGGCUUCACGGCCCAAUCCCAAAGAACACCCUCGACCGCCUCUCUGCGUUGCGGGUCUUGAGCCUCAGAUCCAAUGCCAUCUCUGGGGACUUCCCCGUCGAGUUUCGCCACAUGAAGGACUUGUCCGUUCUUUAUUUGCAGCACAACAAUUUCUCUGGCCCUCUGCCCUUUGAUUUCUCUGUUUGGAAGAAUCUCACUGUCCUUAACCUGUCCAACAACGGGUUUAACGGUAGCAUACCGGAUUCAAUCUCGGCAUUGAGCCACCUCACAAGCUUAAACUUAGCUAACAAUUCAAUCUCAGGUGAAAUCCCGGAUGCCCGCUUGCCCGCAUUGCAGCUAUUGGACCUGUCCUACAAUGAUCUCACUGGACAUGUCCCUAUGUCACUCCGCAGGUUCCCUAAAUCCGCGUUUUACGGGAAUGGCGUGUCCUUCGUUGACCUCCCCGUUCCCGUUCCGCCCUUCCAGCCUCACCGACCCGACAUUGGAACCAAGAAUGCUGGUAGGAGACUAAGUGAGAAGGCUUUGAUUGGGAGCUGCGUUGCGAUAAGCGCAAUGGCGAUUCUCGGGUUCGGUCUCGUGAUGGUCGCGUGUUGCCUGAGGAGGAGAGGGGAGAGGGAGGGGAACUUCAUGGGGAAAUAUGAGAAGGGGAGGAGGCCGGAAAGGGGGACUUCGGGUGGUGGGGGAGAAGACGCGAAUAACAACUUGGUUUUCUUUGAGGGGUGCNGGAGAGGGGAGAGGGAGGGGAACUUCAUGGGGAAAUAUGAGAAGGGGAGGAGGCCGGAAAGGGGGACUUCGGGUGGUGGGGGAGAAGACGCGAAUAACAACUUGGUUUUCUUUGAGGGGUGUAAGUAUGGGUAUGACUUGGAGGACCUUUUCCGAGCCUCGGCCGAGGUGCUCGGGAAGGGGACGUUCGGGAUGGCGUAUAAGGCGACUCUGGAGGACGCGACGACUUUGGUGGUGAAGCGGUUGAAGGAAGUUGGGGUCGGGAUGAAGGAAUUCCAACAACAAAUGGAAGUUGUUGGGAGGAUCAAACAUGAGAAUGUGGUUGAGCUCAAAGCUUACUAUUAUUCCAAAGAUGAGAAACUCAUUGUCUCUGACUAUUUCCCCCUUGGUAGCCUUGCUGCUUUGCUCCAUGGAAAUAUGGGAGAAGAAGAUAUGAUGAUACCAUUGGAUUGGGAGACUAGAGUGAAGAUAGCCAUAGGAGCAGCAAGAGGGAUUGCAAGAAUCCAUGAGGAGAACGGCGGGAAGCUAGCUCACGGCAACGUGAAAUCGUCGAACGUCUUUCUCAACUCCAAGCUCUACGGCUGCGUCUCGGACACCGGCCUCGCCGCGAUCGCCCCGUCGCUGCCGCCGCCCCUGGCGCGGGCGGCCGGGCACCGCGCGCCGGAAGUCGGAGACACCAGAAGGGCGUCGCAGCCUUCCGACGUCUUCAGCUUCGGCGUGCUCCUGCUCGAGCUCCUCACGGGGAAGCCGCCCGUCCACUACGCGGCGGGCGGGGACGACGCCGUGCACCUCGUCCGGUGGGUCCACUCCGUCGUCCGGGAGCAGUGGACGGGCGAGGUGUUCGACGUGGAGCUUCUCAGGCUCCCGAACAUCGAGGAGGAGAUGGUGGAGAUGCUGCAGGUGGCUCUGGCUUGUGUGGUGAGAGUGCCAGACCAGAGGCCUAAAAUGGCGGAGGUGGUUAAGAUGGUUGAGAGUGUCAGACAGGUUGAUUUGGUAAACUAGCAACCUCAAGAACAUCAUCAGCCAUUAUUGCUAUGGAAUCAAGAACAGAGCCCAGUUUUUUUUUUCAUUUUGAAAAUGUAAUCCAUAUGUUGUUAUGAUUUUGUUAUUGUUGUAGUGGUUCUGGAAUGCUUUUCCAGUCCCUCAGUGAUUGCAUUAGGGAUCUUAUGUGUAUCAGUGUAUGAGGUUAAUAAAAUAUUUCUAUUUUC
Messenger RNA from Cuscuta campestris, 2303 nucleotides. NCBI's taxonomy places the organism in Eukaryota, Viridiplantae, Streptophyta, Magnoliopsida, Solanales, Convolvulaceae. The record is from the annotation of a GenBank genome assembly.